CUUCAGCGCGAGCUGGACGCAGACCGACAAAACACCGGCAGCACGAGCGACACCGAGGCGGCCAGCGGGGCGGAGAGGAGGAGGUACCUGCACCGCUACUCUUUCUCCUCCGCCGUCCUCCUCCUCCGUCGUCGUCGUCUCUCUCCCUCUCUUGUCUCCGUGCUCCUCACCCCCCGUUCCUCUCGGACCGCCGCCGCCGCUUCCUCGUUAAGAUGGCUGACCCCAACAGCGACGGAGAGGCACCGGAGAGCGCGCGCGGCUUCGCCCGACAGGGAGCCCUCCGCCAGAAGAACGUGCACGAGGUGAAGAACCACAAGUUCAUCGCGCGCUUCUUCAAGCAGCCCACCUUCUGCAGCCACUGCACGGACUUCAUCUGGGGCUUUGGGAAACAGGGAUUCCAGUGCCAAGUGUGCUGUUUUGUGGUCCAUAAGCGCUGUCAUGAAUUUGUCACCUUUUCCUGUCCGGGGGCCGACAAGGGACCUGCAUCGGAUGAUCCUCGUAGUAAACACAAGUUUAAGGUCCACACCUACUCCAGCCCGACCUUCUGCGACCACUGUGGCUCCCUCCUCUACGGGCUGAUACACCAGGGCAUGAAAUGUGACCACUGUAUGAUGAACAUCCACAAGCGGUGUGUGGCCAACGUGCCGAGCCUGUGCGGGACGGAUCACACCGAGAGGAGAGGACGCAUCCAGAUCUCUGCCCAGAUCACCGACGACACUCUCAACGUCACCAUCAAAGAGGCGAGGAACCUGGUACCCAUGGACCCCAACGGCCUGUCAGACCCCUACGUCAAGCUCAAGCUGAUCCCAGAUCCAAAGAGUGAGAGCAAGCAGAAGACCAAGACCAUCAAAUGUUGCCUCAACCCCACCUGGAACGAGAACUUCACCUUCAACCUAAAAGAAACUGACAAAGACCGCCGUCUAUCAGUGGAGGUCUGGGACUGGGAUCUGACCAGCAGGAAUGACUUCAUGGGGUCCCUGUCCUUUGGGAUCUCAGAGCUACAGAAACAGGGCAUAGAUGGAUGGUUUAAGAUGCUGUCCCAGGAGGAAGGAGAAUACUUUAAUGUUCCUGUCCAGCCAGAUGGAGAAGACGGUAACGAGGAGCUACGACAAAAGUUUGAGAGGGCGAGGGUGGGUCCAGGGAAGCCCACAGACUCUUCUUCUUCCUCUUCUGUGUGCAAGUAUGACAGCAAUGGCAAUCAGGACCGGGUCAAGCUCUCGGACUUCAACUUCAUCAUGGUUUUGGGCAAGGGCAGCUUUGGCAAGGUGAUGCUGGCUGAGAGGAAGGGCACAGACGAGUUGUACGCCAUCAAAAUCCUGAAGAAGGACGUGGUGAUCCAGGACGACGACGUGGAGUGCACCAUGGUGGAGAAGAGAGUCCUCGCUUUGGCCGGGAAACCACCGUUCCUCACUCAGCUGCACUCCUGUUUCCAAACCAUGGACCGAUUGUAUUUUGUCAUGGAGUAUAUAAAUGGAGGAGACCUUAUGUACCAGAUCCAACAGGUCGGCAAGUUCAAGGAACCUCAUGCUGUGUUCUAUGCUGCAGAGAUCGCCAUUGGACUUUUCUUCCUUCACUCCAAAGGCAUCGUGUACCGGGAUCUGAAGCUGGACAACGUGAUGCUGGACGCUGAAGGCCAUAUAAAGAUAGCCGACUUCGGCAUGUGCAAAGAGAACAUGUUAGAUGGAAUAACCACAAAGACGUUUUGUGGAACACCGGAUUACAUCGCUCCAGAGAUCAUAGCUUAUCAGCCUUAUGGGAAGUCUGUGGACUGGUGGGCCUUCGGAGUACUGCUGUAUGAAAUGCUUGCUGGACAGCCACCUUUUGAUGGGGAGGAUGAAGACGAGCUGUUCCAGUCAAUCAUGGAGCAUCACGUCUCUUACCCUAAAUCCAUGUCCAAAGAAGCUGUUGCUAUCUGCAAGGGGCUCAUGACCAAGCACCCAGGUAAGCGUCUGGGCUGCGGUCCAGAGGGGGAGAGAGACAUCAAGGAGCACGCCUUCUUCCGCUAUAUAGACUGGGAAAAACUGGAGAAUAAAGAGGUCCAGCCACCUUUCAAACCUAAAGCUUGUGGGCGUGAUGCGGAGAACUUUGAUCGCUUUUUCACACGCCACCUCCCCGAGCUGACCCCCCCAGAUCAGGAGCUUAUAGCCAACCUGGACCAGGAAGAAUUCCAAGGCUUCUCAUUUGUUAACCCUGAGUACCCUCACACAACUCACUGACCAUGCCACAUAUCACUGGGCUGCACUAGUAAUCCCCCACACCUCAGAAACAUACAAAAUAAAACAAACUGACAAAAAAAAAAUCACCGUGAUGUCAUAUCCAGGCUGCAUUCGGCAGGUUGAAACCUUGACCCAUUAAGGCCUAAAACGCCUGUAAAAAAACGCCUGUAAAACCUCUGGACGAGUUUAAAAUAACCCCCUAAAAUGUGAAGUUUUUCUGGAAAUUCAACAGAAGUGUCAACGCUUCUACUAAAUAAUAGAUUUUUCAACCUCUGUAGCAGAUAGAAAUGAAAUUCAAAAAGUAUUUGAGAGCUUAUACAAAUACUACAAAACGACGUAUCCGCUUUCCCGGCUUUACUGGGUUAAAGGAAUAGUUUUGGGAAAUACAGUUUUUAUUCUGAGACGGAUAAGGAGAUCGAUAUAAAUCACAUGUUUGUGAAUAAAGUACAGAGCUGGAGCCAGAAGGUGAUUAAACCAGUUUAACAUGAGUUUGCCGAUUUCCACCAGUGAAAGAAAGAGAAGAAAAGAUCCUCUAAGUCAUUAUAAUAAGCAACUUUCUCCAAAUAAUGACUUAAGUUAAUUUCUAUCACUUAUAAUGCAACAUGAGAUUUUUUUUCCCGAACAUUGGCUUCUCAAAAUAAUGAUUACGAUGACUAAUAAUGUCAUUAUUAGUCCAAGUCAUUAUUUUGAAAUUAUUUUUUAGAUAUCCAAUCCACUUUAUUUGUAUCGCACAUUUAAACAACACAAACGUCUCCAAAGUGCUGUACAUAAAAUCAACAAUAAAACAAACAAUUCCAUAUACCAAUCAGCAAUAAAUAAUAAGUGUAUAAAUCUAAAAUGAUGCCACAAAUAAAACAAUACAAUCAAACAGAUAAACAUAGUAAAAUAAAAUAAAAGACGCAGUUAAAAGUAGUAAAAUAAAUAAAAUAAAGAGAGAUACAUACAAAAGAUACAUUAGUUUGAGAUAUGAAGUCAAUAUUUUUGUGAGUUUCUCAUUAUUUUGAGCACAUUUCUCAUCAUUUUUGGGAAAAUGUCUCAUUAUUUUGAUACUUAGUCAUUAUUUCAAGAAAGUUUUCUAUUAUAUAAUCCCCCCCAGUCACAUAGAACAUUAACCUUGCAAGAUCACAGGAUCACAAAUCCAUCUCGCCAGGCUUCAAGUGUUGCGUUUGUGUCAAAACGACCACCAAUCAGUGUCUUCUGAGGAUUUACAGGCGGCUAGUAAGUGUGUAACACACAGAGAGAUGACUGUUGGUUCAAAACAGGAAUGUUGGCUCCUAACAGGGUUAUCGUACAUGCAGCAACAGCAUCAACUGCAGAGUAUUUCUGCAUGAACAGCACUAAAGGACAGAUGAUUCAUCUAAUCACCCACCAGUUAUUUCUUGAAAAUGUCCGCCUUUUUACAAACCGUCUCCAAUGACGCUUGAUGCAGCACCUCUAAAGCUCACCACUGGACAUUUUGUGUGUAGUCCUUAUGGUAAAAAAAAUGCACACAUUGUUCUUUACAUGUUUCACUGUGCGU
Messenger RNA from Centropristis striata (black sea bass), 3735 nucleotides. Its product is annotated as protein kinase C beta type-like. Bases 213 to 2216 code for a protein of 667 amino acids. NCBI's taxonomy places the organism in Eukaryota, Metazoa, Chordata, Actinopteri, Perciformes, Serranidae. The transcript has 17 exons. The record is from RefSeq and is a predicted model, not a curated record. Gene Ontology annotation, molecular function: zinc ion binding; diacylglycerol-dependent serine/threonine kinase activity; ATP binding. Gene Ontology annotation, biological process: protein phosphorylation.